Durusdinium trenchii is the source of this 764-nucleotide messenger RNA. The record is from the annotation of a GenBank genome assembly. NCBI's taxonomy places the organism in Eukaryota, Dinophyceae, Suessiales, Symbiodiniaceae.
UUGAAAUUUGUAAAACUUAUCAUGUGGGGUUAUCCGGUCUUUUUAUUUUUGUUUUGCUUUGCUCAACAGUUCUAAGAGCCUACAAACGCAAAAGGAACCCUGGUUGUAAGCAAAGUCUCUCAGGGCCCCAAGUGUGUGGAGGCCUGCAGUUAGGCACGACAAGUGUACGCCUUAUGCCACCGACGGUGAGCACAAUUCUCCAUGCGCAGACCUUUAGGAGACUACUUGUUGUCGGAAGUGGAGACUCUGCAUUGAGUGCUCAGCUUGCGUCUGAGAAGGCGUUGAAGCCGGAAUGGGAGGUGAUCAGCAUCGACUUUUCUUCAGAGGUCACCGAUCGAAUGAAGAUUCGUUUCCCAGAGUUAGCUUUCUUGACAAUGGAUGCCAGGGCUCUCUCCUUCGAAGAUGCUUCUUUUGGAGCCAUUGUAGAUAAAGGGCUUUCAGAUUGCAUUGGUAGUGUCACCGAGCGGCGAAAGUAUUUUCAGGAGCUGCGGCGGGUUGCUGUUGAUGGUGGAAGGCUGCUGGUUCUUUCACAGAGACAUCUACAAACAGAGCAAGACAUUCUGGAUCAAACUGAUGAGGAUGGUAGCGACCUGGGUCCGAGCUGGCUUUGCAAACGCGAGGAAGUGUAUGGGGCCCUUUUUGUGGAGAAUGAUCCCACGCGGCCACCCUUUCCUCAACCCGGCACCGACAACACCAUCCCGUACUUCUUGUUGGUUUGCACGACAAAUGAAGACACUGCCGAGCAGAGCAUGACAUGAGAAAAA